Messenger RNA from Aspergillus pseudoviridinutans, 471 nucleotides. Its product is annotated as WD repeat-containing protein 87. The coding region runs from base 1 to 471 and encodes 156 amino acids. The record is from RefSeq and is a predicted model, not a curated record. NCBI's taxonomy places the organism in Eukaryota, Fungi, Ascomycota, Eurotiomycetes, Eurotiales, Aspergillaceae. The transcript has 2 exons.
AUGGGUUCCGGCACAAUGUGUGCACUCGUAUAUGAUAAUAACCAGGUCAUUCAUUGCAGGUGUCCACUGCUCGUCAUCUGUGAAGAUCUUGAGUCCGUUGGUCACCACGGGCACCUGGCCAAAGGUCGCCCGCGCAAUCUGUGUGGCCUGGGCCACAAUACACUGGAAGAUCAUGCCAGCAUGGUGGAAAACCUCCACCCAGAACGGAUCGUGAGCAAGGUUUGGGUCGCAAGUCUGAUAAUCAAGGAAGAAGAGGAAGAAGAGGAAGAAGAGGAAGAAGAGGAAGAAGAGGAAGAAGAGGAAGAAGAGGAAGAAGAGGAAGAAGAGGAAGAAGAGGAANAGAGGAAGAAGAGGAAGAAGAGGAAGAAGAGGAAGAAGAGGAAGAAGAGGAAGAAGAGGAAGAAGAGGAAGAAGAGGAAGAAGAGGAAGAAGAGGGAGAGAACAAGAGAAAGAACAAAAGGCCUUACCUGA